This is a messenger RNA of Thalassophryne amazonica, 771 nucleotides long. RefSeq names its product family with sequence similarity 136 member A (gene timcc). NCBI's taxonomy places the organism in Eukaryota, Metazoa, Chordata, Actinopteri, Batrachoidiformes, Batrachoididae. Bases 158 to 574 code for a protein of 138 amino acids. The record is from RefSeq and is a predicted model, not a curated record. The transcript has 3 exons. Gene Ontology annotation, cellular component: cytoplasm.
GCAUCAAACCGGAAGUAGUGUUUGUCAGCGUGAAGCAUGGUUGAAUGGAGGUGACCUUAGGUUCAGUGAAACUCUAAAAUACAGGUAUUUGGAUAUCGUCGUGCUGUUUUGUCUUGAUGUAAGUUUUGAGUAGUUUUAAAUCGCAAGAAGAAAGCAGAUGGCGGAGGCGCACCAGAGCCACAUGCAGGCUGUAGUGGAAGAAAUGGUUCAAAGUCUAGAGAGGGAUCACAUCCGGAAAAUGCAGGGCCGCAUGUUCAAGUGCAGCGCAGAGUGCUGCGAUCGCUCCACAGACUCCAUGUCACAGGUGCACCAGUGCAUUGACCGGUGCCACACUCCCUUGGCCAAGGCUCAGGGACUCGUCUCCUCGGAGCUGGAGCAGUUUCAGGAUCGCCUGACCAGGUGCACAAUGCACUGCAACGAUAAGGCCAAAGACCUUUUUAACUCUGGUGCCAAGGAGCCAGCCGUGCGAGCUCUGAUGGACCACUGCGUGGGCAGCUGCGUGGAUGACCACAUUAACCUGAUCCCUAGCAUGACCCGAAGACUCAAAGAGAACUUGGACUCUAUAGAACAGUGAGGAGGAAGGUGUCAUCCAUCCCGCUGUGGUGCACAAAGGCUCCUCGUGCAGGAAACAUUUUACCUGUAACACCUGAAUAAUAAAGGGCUUGUCACCGUUAAGAUAGCUUGAAGUGUAAAAUGAAUCCUGUGAUUCUAAAUUUGAGGGUAAAAGAUAGUUCAUAGUGUAUGAAUAGAUAUUUUGUUUUGAGCUGACAU